AUGGAGACAUCAUAUCUGUCCGGGGGCAAAGCAGUGCUGAGGGCUGGCAGACCUGUAGGGGAGGAGAUGCCAUUCAACAGCCGGGUGAUGAUUCAGCGGUCAGCAGGCGGAUACGGCCCCGCUGCGGCCCUCGGCUCACUGUCAGAUGACUUUGGGUUUAUUUGUGGGUGGCGGCAGCAGCAUAUGGCGCUGGCGCCUGGAGACUAUAGCUGUGAUCACACUGGGUCCUGCGCCACUGCCACUUCUACAGAAUCUCAUGACUGCCAGAAUGAAGGCACCUGA
This is a messenger RNA of Knipowitschia caucasica, 282 nucleotides long. The record is from the annotation of a GenBank genome assembly. NCBI's taxonomy places the organism in Eukaryota, Metazoa, Chordata, Actinopteri, Gobiiformes, Gobiidae.